Messenger RNA from Arctia plantaginis, 1251 nucleotides. NCBI's taxonomy places the organism in Eukaryota, Metazoa, Arthropoda, Insecta, Lepidoptera, Erebidae. The record is from the annotation of a GenBank genome assembly.
AUGAAAGAAGAACUGCUUAUUUCUUUAGUGCAAAAGUAUAGAGAACUGCAUGAUCUAGGAGACCCUAGAUAUCACGAUGAGCAGCGGCGCAUGAAUAUAUGGCAAGAAAUAGCACAGAUUUUGAAUGAAACACCGGCAAAUUGUAAAGAGAGAUGGAAGAGAAUUCGCGAUAAUUAUCGACGCGCCAAAAAACUACGUCUAAUGAAGAGUGGCCAGGCAGCCACUAACAUAAAACCAAUUCGAUUUGAAAAAGAACUGAGCUUUCUCUCUCCCUUUAUAUGUAAUGACACACAACAAAAUUUAACAAAUUUGCCAUCUUUGAGUGAUGAUGAACAAGUCCUGUCACCACGGUCGCGGCGCGGCGAUGAUAAUCGAGUUGCUGUCGCUGUGCUACCACGUGUGCUGCUUCACGUGUGCGUGCGCCACGCGCGCCUGCACUGCCAGCACUGCUACUCCUCCGACGACGGCCGCAAGUACUCGGCCGUUGCUCGGCCGCCGCCCGCAUGCCCAACGCUCGCUGGUUCCGCCUCACCGCGCGGCACGACGACGAACGCGGGAUCUUCGCCUCUGGCCGAAAGUGCUCCCAACAUGUACGACAUCUUCGAGGAGCCGCCGCUUGACCUAACUGCGCACAUCUGCGCGGACUCGUUACGUCAGAGUGCGCAUGAGCAGAUGCGCGCCGUUGGCGGACGUCUGCGAUUAUUGGACGAGCUCGAGACCGGGGUCAUUACCGCCGAAUCUGUCGCUAGCGCCUUCUCUGCUGCAUCUGAAGCCGAAAAGAAUAUGUGUCUGUUUUGGGUGGCAUACCUUAAACUCGCUAACUUACUGCCGCCUCUAAUCGAGGCUGGAGCCGAUCCGCUCUGUUUUGACGCUCUCGGAUUGACUCCCUUGCACGUUGCAGCCUUCAGUGGCUCGACAGAAUGCGCCACUUUUCUUCUGUCCCGCGGCUGCGAUCCCAAUUACAUGCCGCGAUGCUUCACUCCGCUUCAUUGUGCAGCGUUUGGAAAUUCAGUGCAAGUGGCUAAUCUGUUAAUAAGUCGCGGUGCAUCUGUACAUUCAGCCGUAAAGUAUGUCAACUGUGAAGGUGGCCUCCUGCACUGCGCCGUGCGCGCCAACUCUGUGGAAUGUCUCAAACUGUUUAUAUGCCAUGGCGUCGACGUCAAUCAAAUUGAGCCGGGUGGCACUAACGCCAUCCACCUCGCCGCUGACUUGGGAAUGUUCCAGUGCCUCCAAGGGCAGAUCCAGCUUUGA